Messenger RNA from Miscanthus lutarioriparius, 1455 nucleotides. The record is from the annotation of a GenBank genome assembly. Lineage: Eukaryota; Viridiplantae; Streptophyta; Magnoliopsida; Poales; Poaceae.
AUGUCAGGAUGGGAUACUUUCACAAGGACCGUUUUGUAUAUCUCUUCAUCGUGGGCCCUAGUGCGCGGGGAAAAAUCAAUUCGAAGUGCGUGGACAAAAGGAAAAUCGAGACGCCCAGACCUACAGGGCAGAGCAGCGGCAGCUAUGGGUGGCCACCGCGACGAGGAGGUCGCCGCCUCGCCGCUCCUCGCGGCGCCCACGCAUGCGGCUGGCGGAAGGCGACGGAGCCACGCCGCUGACGUGCACAUCCUCUCCGCGGCUUUCCUCUUCGUCUUCUCGGCCUACAGCGCCGCCCAGAACCUCGAGAGCACAGUCAACACGGAGGGCGACCUGGGCACGGUCUCGCUGGGGAUCCUCUACACCUCCUUCACGCUCUUCUCGGUGGUCGCGUCGCCGGUGGUGACGCGGCUGGGACCCAAGCGCGCGCUCGUCGUGGGCACCAGCGGCUACAUGCUCUUCAUCCUCGCUAACCUCGUCCCGUCAUGGUACACAAUGGUGCCUGCUUCAUUGUACCUUGGUUUUUGUGCAUCCAUCAUUUGGGUUGGGCAGGGUACAUAUCUAACAUCAGCUGCCCUUAGUCAUGCAAGAGACAAUAAUUUACCUGAGGGUCCGACUUUGGGGAAAUUUAAUGGAGAGUUUUGGGGAAUUUUUGCUAGCACGCAGGUACUUGGAAAUUUGCUCUCGCUUGCUCUACUGAGAAAUGGAAAGGAUGGGGGAAGUGUCACGGGGAAAAAUAUGUUAUUUGUUGUAUUUCUUGGCUGCAUGAUCGUGGGCAUUGUAUUAAUGUGUUUUCUCUCCAAAAGAGAGGAGAAAGGAAAUAAUGAUCCGGUCCACUCCUCUUUUGGAGCGAUGUUGAAGUAUAUUGUUGCCCCUCUGAAGGACCAAAGGAUUCUUCUUAUUAUCCCUCUUAUGGUAUAUAUAGGUCUGCAAAAUGCGUUUGUCUGGGCUGUAUUCACAAAGAGUAUUGUAAAACCUGUCCUUGGCAUAUCUGGAGUUGGUGGGGCUAUGGCAAUCUAUGGUGCUGCAGAUGCAAUUUGUGCAUUGGUUACUGGAUGUUUGACCUCCGGACUUUAUUCGGCUACAUUCUUUGUGUCGUUUGGAACUGUUGUCCAGGGUGUAGUCCUAUUCUGGUUGCUUCUUUUUUACAGGCCAACUGUUGGAGUGCUUGGAGCAGCAGCUCCGCUACUCAUAGGCGCCUUAUGGGGUGUUGGUGCUGGGAUGUUGAAUACAGUGCUAAACACGGUUCUUGGACUGCUGUUCGAAGAUGCCAAGGAGGCUGCCUUUGCACAGUUCAAGGUCUGGGAAUGCGCUGCCGUUGCUGUCAUCUUCUUCUUGAGCCCAAACAUCAUGCUACAGGCACUGCUGAUCCUGAUGACCACUGCCCUCUUCAUCUCAUGUGGCGCAUUCCUGUUCCUCACAAUUGUUACCGAAAAGCCAUCGACUGUCAGAUCCUGA